Symbiodinium sp. CCMP2592 is the source of this 321-nucleotide messenger RNA. The record is from the annotation of a GenBank genome assembly. NCBI's taxonomy places the organism in Eukaryota, Dinophyceae, Suessiales, Symbiodiniaceae.
AUGCAAGUUCCUCGCGCAACCUGCCAACAUUGGGCAGCAGCAAAACAUUCGCAUAUUGAUUGGGACGUUCGUGCGCCCCGAAUGCUCGCUGCAGGCUUUUGCCACGAGGGAAAGAUUUUUCUCAGCGCUCAGAGCGUUGUUGCCAGCGGCCAUGGCAGAGACACCUGCGAGUUUGAAAAGCACGACCCGACCCCAGGCAGACCUGGAACCACAUCUUUGUCCAGAAUGCGAGGGUAUGCCUGCAGCGCCCGAGGUGGAUGGUUGGGAGGCGACGAAGCAAAUCGGCCGGACCCUGGCAUCACUGUGCGGAGGUGGUGGUGA